Aspergillus caelatus is the source of this 1527-nucleotide messenger RNA. RefSeq names its product Fe-S cluster assembly protein dre2. Gene Ontology annotation, cellular component: cytoplasm. Gene Ontology annotation, biological process: iron-sulfur cluster assembly. The transcript has 2 exons. The record is from RefSeq and is a predicted model, not a curated record. Bases 368 to 1300 code for a protein of 310 amino acids. NCBI's taxonomy places the organism in Eukaryota, Fungi, Ascomycota, Eurotiomycetes, Eurotiales, Aspergillaceae. Gene Ontology annotation, molecular function: iron-sulfur cluster binding.
ACCGAACCCACCCACGCUCUGUGUAAUAAGAGGAAAGUUGAAUGAGAGACCCCGUCUAACUAGAAUCAAACUAGGUAUAUAAUCCCCCACUCCUCCAGUGACUCACGCAUUAGUAAAGCCUUGUUCCUGAUUCCAUCUCCGCUAUCGGAUCGGUAUCCACCUGACAAAUCAGGCACCCAAAGCCGCCACCAAUCUUUCAUCCCACCAAAGAUCUUAAUAAUUGAUAAGGGAAGGCAAUCCAGUGCAACUUUCUUUUCUCCAAACCAAACCAACCUAUACCUUGUAUCCCCCAAUAUACCACACAGAACCAAGGAUACCGACCAGGGAAAAAACAAACAAGGAGUUGAACCAAUAUAAUUAUCCCAAAAUGUCCAUCACAAUCGACACCUCCGUCGACAUCGACCUCCCCACCCCACCUCAGUCAAACGGCAGUCAAAAGCGCAACCUCCUCCUCGCCCCUCCCUCUGUUGCCGCCCACGAAGAGAAGCUUCAUCAUGUUUUCUCGACCUUCGAUCGCUCCUCGACCGAUCUCCAGAUGCUCGAUCGCCUUUCCGCAGGCUUCGUCUCCCUUCCUCCCAAUACAUAUGAUCUCGUGCUGGUGUUGACGGACGCACAGUCGGAUGAGGCUGUGCGGUUGUUGACUCGGGAUGUUUAUACCGCUUUGGUACCGGCGAUGAAGGCGGGCGCUAGAUUGCAGCUGCAGCAGGGGAGUUUGGGGGCUAGUGAGGGGUUGGAGGCUAUUUUGGCGGGGCUGGUGGAGAAGGAUGGUGGGUUUGAGAAGCCGGCGCAGGAGGCUGCUGUGCCGUUGAAGUUGGGUGGCAGGAAGAAGAAGGACAAGACCAAUGGGGUGCAGAAUGGAGUGGCUACGAAUGGAGCCAGCACAAACGGCGUGGGAAUGUUCGAUCCGACUCAGAACAACGAUGACGAGUUGAUUGAUGAGGAUGCGUUGCUUUCGGACGAUGAUUUGAAGAGACCUCUUCCACGACCCCAAAACUGUGUACCAGAGACCGCCAAGAAGCGCCGGCGUCCCUGCAAGGACUGCACCUGCGGCCUAGCAAAUCAACUCGAAGAGGAAGACCGUGCACGUGAGGCAAAGGCCGCCCAAGAUCUCAACAUUCUGAAGCUAAACACAGACGAUCUGAACGACGAGCUAGACUUCACCGUGCAGGGCAAGACGAGCUCGUGCAACAGCUGCUCGCUCGGCGAUGCGUUCCGUUGCUCCAGCUGUCCGUACAUCGGACUGCCGCCGUUCAAGCCCGGCGAAGAGGUCAAGAUUAUGAAUGAUAUGGUUCAGCUGUGAGGAUGUUUUCUUUCUGGGUCUGGUUUUCGGGUCUUACUUAAUAUCCCCUAAAAGGUGUUUCAUGGCGAUAGAUUUUCGGUAAGGUAUUGUUAUGAAUGGCAUGAUUUGUUUUCUCAAGGAUGUAUGAAAGAAAGAAAGCUAUUUCAAACUGGAAAUUUUCUGUUGUCCUUUUUAUAGUAAGUAGUUAUAUACGCAUUAAAAGGUUCCAUUUCGAAGCCAGGUUAUAA